AUGAAUGACUACAAGACCAUCCUCAGCAUGCGAGUCACAAGACUCACCUACCAGAGCGAAAGCUCGCCUUUCGGCCUCUGGACGUGGCCCAGUUCGCUCGACGGUCCCUCUUUUGCCCCGUGUUAUGCGCCAUAUGGCGAACAAUCACCCCCUAUCGACUCUCACCCAGCAAUCGAACAAACAACAAUCGUCAAGAGCAUCGAAAGUGAUGUUCUCAAGCCAUGGGAAAAAGGCUCAAAGUCCGGAAAGAAGAUCAAAAAGGGCAGGGGACCUAAGAGUCGCGUCGUGAUGAGCCCGGGAAGCGAUGCUACUAGCACAGACAUGAGCAACAGCGACAACAGUAGCAGCAACGAGAUAUCGACUGCUGCGACAUCGACCCGGACAUCGGUGCAGAACUCGCCUGCUUCGCGCGCGAGACAGUACCCGGUACUCGACAUCGCCGGUGUCGCUCUUCCUCGUCUCGCCCCUUAUAACAACUACCAUCCCGACACUGCACAGGCUGCAAUCGCACAGUCGAGAAGUUCGUCAGUCAAUUAUGAUUUCUUGACUCCGACUGACGCGGGAUAUGUAGAGAGAAAGCACGACCGCGUCGACAACGAGGCUCCUACCACAUCGUUCAAGGCACAUAGGAGAGAAUAA
This is a messenger RNA of Aureobasidium uvarum, 639 nucleotides long. NCBI's taxonomy places the organism in Eukaryota, Fungi, Ascomycota, Dothideomycetes, Dothideales, Saccotheciaceae. The record is from the annotation of a GenBank genome assembly.